Molecule: messenger RNA, 1007 nt
Organism: Nanorana parkeri
Lineage: Eukaryota; Metazoa; Chordata; Amphibia; Anura; Dicroglossidae
Gene: MRPL15
Product: mitochondrial ribosomal protein L15
Exons: 5
Coding region: 5-952 (315 amino acids)
Biological process (GO): translation
Cellular component (GO): mitochondrial large ribosomal subunit
Molecular function (GO): structural constituent of ribosome
Source: RefSeq, a predicted model, not a curated record
GUUUAUGAGUGAAUGGCAGUCACAUGGUUCCGACUGUCAUUCUGCCCUUCAGAAUGCGAACAUGGCCGCCUCCGGGAGCAGCGGGAAGACAGCUGGGGAGCUUUUGAAGAUUCUGCCCCGAGUGUCCCUGGCCAAUCUGAGACCAAACCCCGGAGCCCGGCACAGGGAAAGACAACGAGGUCGUGGAAGACAUGGUGGCAGAAAAAGUGGUAGAGGCCACAAAGGAGAAACCCAAAGAGGAAACAAACCUCGUCUAGGAUUUGAAGGCGGGCAGACACCUUUCUACUUGGCUAUCCCAAAGUAUGGAUUCAAUGAAGGACACAGCAACCGUCGCCAGUAUAAGCCGCUAAGUCUAAAGAAGCUCCAGUACCUUAUUGACCUGGGAAGGGUUGAUCCCUCACAACCAAUUGAUUUAACUCAGCUGGUCAAUGCUAGAGGAGUGACCAUCCAGCCGCUAAAAAGGGAUUAUGGCGUGCAGUUGGUGGAAGAGGGAGCUGAUUUGUUUUGUGCCAAAGUUAACAUUGAAGUCCAGUGGGCAUCAGAGCUGGCGAUUGCAGCCAUUGAAAAAAAUGGUGGCGUUCUAACAACUGGUUUCUAUGAUCCACGAAGCCUUGAAGUUCUGUGUAAACCAGUCCCAUUUUUCAUGCGUGGUAAACCUAUUUUCAGACGAAUGCUUCCACCAGAGGACUUGGUGAAAUAUUAUACAAAUCCUGAAAAACGUGGUUACUUAGCAGAUCCCCUAAAGGUUGCCGACGCAAGAAAGCGACUAGCUCAGAAAUAUGGUUAUUUCCUUCCUGAUAUUACCAAGGAUGAACUGUAUGAACUGCUGUGCCAGCGCAAGGAUCCUCGGCAGAUAUUCUUUGGCCUUGCUCCAGGCUGGGUGGUCAACAUGGCCGAAAAGAAGAUCUUGAAGCCUACAGAUGAGCGGUUACUGGAAUAUUACAGUUCUUAAGUGACCACAACUGUCACAUGGUCCAGUGUGUAUAAUAAAACUUUUUUUUGCUAUA